Molecule: messenger RNA, 3461 nt
Organism: Perca flavescens (yellow perch)
Lineage: Eukaryota; Metazoa; Chordata; Actinopteri; Perciformes; Percidae
Gene: adpgk
Product: ADP-dependent glucokinase
Exons: 8
Coding region: 266-1753 (495 amino acids)
Biological process (GO): glucose metabolic process
Cellular component (GO): endoplasmic reticulum
Molecular function (GO): ADP-specific glucokinase activity
Source: RefSeq, a predicted model, not a curated record
CCGCUGCUGCUGUAUGUGUGUAUGUGCGUGCGUGUGUGUGUGUAUGUAUGUGUGUGUAUGUGUGUGCUGGCGGUCCGUAGCUGCUGUCUGUCCCAAUCAUUCCUCCUUCAAUGACUCGUCUCGUACCGACGCUUCCUUCUUCAGUUAGCUCUCCCUCAUUCAGCACAUUAAAUGCUGUUUAUGUGAUUAACCAGGAAACCGAAUCCUCUUCCUGACCAACUAAACUUGAAGCCUGCAUAUAAUUAUCGGAGUGUGUGGGAGCAUCAUGUGGAGGAAGGCUUCAGCAGCGGCCCUGCUGGCGUUAGCUGUUGGCUAUUUCUACUACGGAAGCCCGGACCUGCCAGAGCAGAUUCUGCAGUCCAUCAGCCUGCCAAACUUUCAGUCGUCCUCUCCGAGUCAGAACAGCGUGGAACAGGUGAUCUCCGCUGCCUGGGAGACUCUGAUAACUCUGCCGACCCGACAGUGGAGCAAAGUGGCAGUAGGGGUGAACGCCUGUGUCGAUGUGGUCGUCUCAGGAGUGGGACUGCUGCAGGCUCUGGCUGUGGAUCCUGGCACCGGCCUGGAUCAUGAAGUCUUGCACUCCAAAGAGGACUUGAAGGAAGCCUUCAUCCAUUUCAUGGCGCGUGGAGCCGCUGCCGAGCGCUUCUUCAGCGACAACGAGGCCUUUCAGAGGAUCGCACGUGCGGCAGCAGAGUACCCCGGUGCGAAGCUGUAUGUGGGAGGGAAUGCCGCCCUCAUUGGUCAGAAGCUCGCCACCUACCCUGAUCUGAUGGUCUUGUUAUGUGGGCCAGUGGGUCCUAAACUUCAUGAGAUGCUGGAUGAGCAGAUAGUCGUUCCCCCGGAGUCUCUCCAGGAGACAGAUGAAUAUCACCUCAUCCUGGAGUAUAAAGCAGGUGAACAGUGGGGUUCAACUCAGGCACCUCAAGCCAACCGCUUCAUCUUCUCUCACGACGUGUCCAACGGCGAGAUGAGCUCACUGGAGACAUUCGUGGCGAGUCUGGACGAGUUUGAGCCCGACUUGGUGGUCCUGUCGGGGCUCCACAUGAUGGAGGGUCAGGGCAGAGAGCUGUGGGAGGAGCGACUGAAGGAGGCUGUGUUAGCCAUAUCUGACAUUCCUAAAGAUAUUCCCAUCCACUUGGAGCUGGCAAGCAUGACCGACAAAGACUACAUGAACAGCAUCAUGCAGGAGCAGGUUAUGCCCAUUGUCAGCUCCAUUGGGCUGAACGAGCAGGAGCUGCUCUUCCUCUCUCAGGCCGGCGAGGGGCCUCAUGCAGACUUGGCGGCCUGGAAAGGCAUUCCAGACGUGGGCCAGGUCAGCGACAUCCUCCUCUGGAUCCUGGAGCAGCACGGCCGCAGCGAGCCAUCAUCGGAAGCGGACCUGACUCGCAUUCACUUCCACACGCUGGCCUACCACAUCCUGGCUACGGUGGAUGGAUACUGGGGGAACCAGGCGGCGGCAGUGAUGGCUGGAGCGCGAGUGGCCAGCAGUCAGGCCUGUGGCCUCCAGUCUGUUGACGUAAGCAAAGUGGAGCUCAAAGCCCCACUACAGUUCCACAGCUCACACGGCGAGCCACGAGAGAAGCUGUCCCUGAACCCAGCAGAGCCUGUCACAGUGUGGCGCCGAGGAAACGUCACCUUCCACAUGACAGCCGUGCUGGUCUGCAAACAGCCGCUCCGGACAGUAGGGCUCGGGGAUGCCAUCUCAGCAGAGGGACUAGUUUACUCAGAGUUAAAGACCCAGCAGCCCUUCUGAGGUUUGCUUGAAUCGGACACUCCAUUUGUCUGGAAGUCUGUGGUCGUUGGGUUGGAGUCAUGUUUCUAAACUUGUUCAGGCCUCCGUGUCCUGAUCCAGGUUCUGUGUCUUCCAUCCCGAAGCUCCACUGAGUUUAAGAAUGUGAUUGAUGGCGUUAGUUUUGAAUCCUGCCUGAUGACUCAUCCAGCCUGCUCCGGUCUCCUCUGUUCUCCCUUCUCUUAUCCUCCAGCAGACACAGACACUGAGGCAGAACUUGACAGAAGUGGAUCUGACCGGGCUGUGAGGUGGCCUGACGCACCGGCCCGCGGCUCAAAGCUGUCUUCACAACCUCCAAAGAGUUUUUGUUGGCUCACCUAAUUUACUUUGACCUGCAUAUCUUAAGUAUGCUGUGCCUUGAGAAAAUAAAAGAAUUAAAAAGUUAUAUUAUUUCCAACAUACAUUAUAUCAGAGCCAAAUAAACUUAAAACUAAGCAUUACAUUAGUUACCCUUCUGAGACACACACACACACACACACACACAUAAACAAUUGUGAAGACUAGAAACUGAUGAGCGUCUUACUAUAUUGUAGAAUCUAAGUGGUAUUCUUGAUGUUCUGUGUUUCUUCAACUUUUGGCGCAUUCACGUCAAAUAGUCACUACAUCACUUGAAAGCGCAUUCUCCCAUGGGUGUGUGACUUCUGUACGUGUAAUAACUGGUAACUAGAUAUACUUGACAUUUUUGUUAUUUGUUUUAAGGGGAUACAAGUACUAGAGAGUGUGACAAAAUUUGUGUUUUGUUUGGCUUAAACAGUCACUAUAAAGUUGUUUAAGUAAACUUUGCAUAGCAACAGUUAUUAUAGGGUUAUUAUAAUCUCUGUUGCUUAUAAAUUCCUGAUGCAGUGACCGUGUAAUUGAUUGGUUUUGGUUUGGUUUUGAAGGGGAUCCUUCUUUAUGCAGUAAAGCUCAGUUUACAAUCAGAUGCUGGCUAAUUAAUUAUGUUGGCGAUAAAACAAGUUAUUGGUAAAAUAAGAUUUACAAAUGAGGUAUAGGCCAUACGUUAUCAGGGUUACUGUACUUGUUUGCUUGUUUAUAUUUUGUUGGACAAGGUUCUUCUUUUCAGUGGUUGCUUUCCCUCACUUAUAAAAUGUGACUAUGUAACAGAGAAUCUUAAAAGCUGGCCAGUGUGAGUUUCCUGAUUCAAAUUCUAGCAUAUAGGUACAUUAUGCUUUUUCAUGGGGUUCUUAGUCAUGUUUUUUUAUCUGAGUUUACUUGGGAAGGCCUACAUCUCAUGUUAGAUGUACAUUACGUAACUGUCAGAAACAAUGUAUUUGUAUACCUCACAUGGCCACAGAAGACAUGCAAUAAUGAAGUCUUAAUACAAACAUACAACACAAAAUUGUAUGGCAUUUUGUUUAGCAGAAUUAAUUCUUUGCACUAGUACGAAGUGGCAGGUGUGCCUGUAAGGGUGAAUGUAACCUUAACUCCCAACCCUCCCCCCCUCCCCCUUUGUUUUUAGCAAGUACAAUCUAUUCAACUUAACUCAUUUGGUAGUUUGUGUCCUUUGUUUUUAUUAACAUUUGUUACUGUCAACAGGUUUCAUUUACUUGUAGUUUGUCAUUAAAGUAUGUAUGGGAAGUAGUACUUGACUUGAUUGUGGUGCUGCAGGUUAUUGUGCAUAUCUCAAUGUUAAUUGAUUGUCAAUGUUGAAAGAACAAACAUUUUAAACAUU